UGGCCUCAACAUCUGCAAAACGGCUUCUGACUGUGACUUAUCCUUUCCUAACUCGAAGAGCAAACAGAGAUUACUCUGUCACUCCUGUUCCAUAUUAUGUGAUGGGGAAGUCUCUGACGCUGCAGUGCCUGGAGUCCAUCCUCAGCACGUCCAAAAUGGCAGAGGGGGUGUGGCAGCACAUCCUAAUGCUUCGUUAGCACCCCCGGCUCCAGCUCCUGCUGACUCAGGAGAGCAUCUGCAGCAACGACUGCCCACCUGCUUUGAGUUAAAUAUCACUGGCUGCAUCCUUUGCAUUUUUGCAGACAUUGGGCCACGUUCAAGGCUAGCACAACUAGAAGCGGCACCAGAAUCUCUCCCAACAGAACAUGCUCCCAGGAGGGAGGAGCAACUUUCCCUGCUGAGAGAGGAGACCCCGGAGAGAGAAUCCAUCAGCAUGCCAGCCCUGGUCUUUAGCAGGCAGCACCUCUCCACUGCCCCUGCCCUGCUGACUUGGAUUCUCCUGCUGAGCAUUGGGAAUGGCAGUGCCUGGAAGCAAGGUGUCCCUCGCCUUCGCCUCUCAUACAAAGACCUGCUGAGAUCCAACAGCUCCCGCUUGUUGCUGGGUUCAGGGGACGGGCUGGCCUUCCAGUCCUUCCUGGUGGAUGAGACCAGGGCGUGGCUGAUGGUGGGAGCCAAAAACCACAUCUUCCUGCUGCAUCUGGACAGGCCAAAUGAGGAGCCUCAGAAGGUUUUCUGGCCAGCCCGCAAGGAGCAGGUGGAGCGCUGCCGGCUCGCUGGGAAGAACGCAGAGACAGAAUGUGCCAAUUUCAUCCGGCUUCUCCAGCCGUUCAACAGGAGCCACGUGUUUGCCUGUGGGACUGGCUCCUACCAGCCCAUCUGCGCCUUUGUCCAGCUCGGAGCCAGGGCACAGGAGCCGGGGGGCUCCCCUAUACAGCUGGUGGCCAACUCCAUGGAAUCUGGGAGAGGCAAGUGUCCAUUCAGCCCCCACGAACCUUUCACUGGGCUACUCAUAGACGGGGAGCUGUAUUCGGGCACCUCCAGCGACUUCAUGGGCAGCAGCGCCGCCUUCUUCCGGACCCGAGUUCACAAGGCUGCCCAGAACUACAUCCGGACAGAACAGAACCAAGAUCACUGGCUAAACGAGCCCGUGUUCAUCGGUGCCUACGUAAUUCCCGACACCCACAAUGCCCACGACGACAAGGUGUACGUCUUCCUCCGAGAGAGAGCCCUGGAAGCCGGCCAGUGGGAGAGACGGCGGAUCCAUGCCCGGGUGGCACGCGUCUGCAAGAAUGACGUCGGUGGGAAACGCAGCCUGAUCAAUCGCUGGAGCACGUUCCUCAAGGCUCGGCUGGUCUGCUCCAUCCCAGGCCCCCAGGCCAGUGAGACGCACUUUGACCAGCUCGAGGACGUCUUCCUCCUCCGCACCCGGGACCCACAGAGCCCUCUCGUCUUCGGCCUUUUCACAGUCUCCAGUGGGAUCUUCAGCGGCUCUGCCGUGUGUGUCUACUCCAUGGCUGACAUGAGAGCUGCUUUCAGUGGGCCCUUUGCACACAAGGAAGGAGCUGACUACCGCUGGGUGGAGUACAAGGGCCGGAUCCCCUAUCCCCGCCCAGGGACGUGCCCCAGUGAAACAUACGACCCUCUUCUCCACUCCACCAAGGACUUCCCUGAUGACCUGAUAAGCUUCAUGCGCAAUCACCAGCUGAUGUGGGGCCCCGUGUAUCCCCUUGGCCGGAAGCCCAUCCUGGUGAGGGCCAAUGUGCCCUAUCGGCUCCGGCAGCUGCUGGUGGACCGGGUGGAGACAGAGUCUGGGCACUACGAUGUUCUCUUCCUUGGAACAGGUAGAGGCUCUGGGAUCUUUACCACCAGCUCCGCAUGUACCUGUGCCCCCGCCUGCUGGACUGCCACUGAUGAAGGCAAAGUGCUGAAGGUGGGGCUCACCAGUGGGAGAGGCCAGGACAGCGAGGAGAUCAGCCUGGAGGAAAUCAGUGUCUCUAAGGUGCCAUCUCCCAUCCUGAACAUGCAGUUCUCACCAAAGCGGCAGGAGCUGUUUGUGAGCAGCACCCAUGGGCUGGUCCAGCUCUCCCUGUACCGCUGCGAGCUCUACGGCAAGGACUGCGCUGACUGCUGCCUGGCCAGAGACCCCUACUGCACCUGGGACGUCAAUGGCUGCAGCCCCUACCGGCUGACUGAGAAGAGGCGAGCACGCUGCCAGGAUGCGCUGAAGGCCGACCCGGUCAGUCAGUGCCAGGACACCACAGCAGGGGUCGUUGCAGCUGAGGAGAAACUGGUAUUUGGGGUGGAGAACAACGCUACCUUCCUCGAGUGCCUGGCGCGCUCUCCCCAGACGGCCAUUCGGUGGCUCGUGCAGCGCAGCAGGGAGGUAGCCCUGGAUGAGGUGAGGACCGGUGACCGCUUCUCUAUCCUGGAGCAAGGACUCCUGAUCCGCCAGCUGGCGAGAGAGGAUGCUGGGGUUUAUCAGUGCCAGGCAGUGGAGCAUUCCUUCUCCCGCCCCCUCAUGCACUACAGCCUUCGUGUCAUUGGCCACGAGGCCAUGGGAGCCAAACGGAGCAAGGGUGCCGAGGAGGGAGGCAGCCACCUGAGCGCCAUGCCCGUGCAGCUCCAGUACAAGGGCUACCCGCGGAACCUAGGGGCACCGGGUACCAGCCUGGACGAGUACUGCAAUGCGCUCCGGCACCAGGACAGGCAGCGGCAAAAGGCCUGGAACCCGAAGUGGCAGCAGCAUUCCUUGGAGAGCAAGAAAGGCCGAGUGCGGAGGCAUCCCGACCCCCUGAAGCCAGCCAGAGCUGGGCUGAGACUAGUCUGAUCUCUGCACAGUGCCCCCUGGGGGGGGGGGGUGUCACUGAGCCAGUCUCCAUUAGCCAGCCACGUCUCCAGAGCCCUUCUGAAUGCACAGCCCUGCACACAGGUGCCAGCUCAGCCGCUGCCAAACUCUGCCUGCUGAGAGGCCCACGGAUUCGCCAUGUACUACCUCAGCCGACACUGCCCUUUGCCAUCUCCUGGAGCCUUGGGAGGGCCAGCGGACAGUACAGAUGCACUCAGACACCCCCAGACCCAUGGGGCUGCUAAGUCCAGGAGGUGCUAGAACAGGGACUUUGCAGCCAUGGCAUGGAGCAAACAGUCUGGUUAUUAGGCCGGCUGAGACAGACUGACAUGAUGCGAGGACUUUACAUUAUUUACAUACCGUGAAAUAUUUAUUCUCUACAUUUUUCUUCUGUCAUUUUCUUAUUACGCCUCUUAUUAUUAAUGAUAAAUACUGGAAAUUAAAUAGAAUGGAAACCCAUGUUUCUUACCAGCCUCCCUUGUUAUGGGGAAUUGAUACCCGGCCUCGGUAAUACACUUCUUCCCUCUGCCCUGGCGGAGUACAGAGCACCCAGCCCCUUCAGGUAAGCAUUGCAAGUCAGUUAGGGGCAUGACACAUGAGCUAGUGGAUAGGGCACAGGCUUGAGGAGGGAGGAGUUUGGAGUUCUGGUCCCAGCACUGCUACAGACUCAGUGUUUGGUGCGGAGCAAAAUGGGAACAACCAUAAUUACCUCCCUCACUGCAGUUUAACUAGUUAUAUUUUCCCCCUUACCAGCCAUCUGGUCUUGUCAGAGAAACCCGCUGCAGUGCUGCACUGUUCUUGUGAGACCGAGGCAGCUGGAAUGAAUCUCCCUGCAGAAUGGUACCAGUGCGGGGAACUCCAAAGGCAGAUGUCAGUCUUGGGCACCAGAGAGGCAUAGUAUUAAUCAGGGAGGAGGCCUCUGCAGGGAUCCUCCAACCCUGGAGAAAACCAAAUGACAUACAUGUGGGAACAUUCAUCCCCUUGUGUCUGACAGGCCAUUUACCGUGAUGGAAGCAGCGAUAGAUGUCCUGAGGCCAUGACAAAAAAGGCCAUUAUACCCUGCAGGCAGGCUUAAGGCUGUCUCUUGCUGGCAAAAGGAUAUUAAACCUGCAGCAUGGUAUAAAAUGGGAACAGGCUAUAACUGGCCCAGGAGGAGGACAGUUUUCUGGUAUCGUGGGCUGGGACAUUAAUAGACGCAGCUUUGUUGGCCAGGCUUGGAGCCUAUCUGAACUAAUCUGUGCCUUAAGACCUUUCGGAGCCCCUCAAGAACAGGAGGGACAAUA
This is a messenger RNA of Mauremys reevesii (Reeves's turtle), 4128 nucleotides long. RefSeq names its product semaphorin-3D-like. Gene Ontology annotation, molecular function: chemorepellent activity; semaphorin receptor binding. NCBI's taxonomy places the organism in Eukaryota, Metazoa, Chordata, Testudines, Geoemydidae. The transcript is spliced from 20 exons. Gene Ontology annotation, biological process: neural crest cell migration; negative regulation of axon extension involved in axon guidance; negative chemotaxis. Bases 434 to 2827 code for a protein of 797 amino acids. The record is from RefSeq and is a predicted model, not a curated record.